This is a messenger RNA of Cotesia glomerata, 524 nucleotides long. RefSeq lists its product as uncharacterized. The coding region runs from base 119 to 505 and encodes 128 amino acids. Gene Ontology annotation, molecular function: DNA binding. The record is from RefSeq and is a predicted model, not a curated record. The transcript is spliced from 4 exons. NCBI's taxonomy places the organism in Eukaryota, Metazoa, Arthropoda, Insecta, Hymenoptera, Braconidae.
AUUUACUUUAGCCAAGUCAAAUGAAUUGUCGACAGCGGGCACUUCAGCAGCAGACGGUAAAUUUUCUCCUAAGCAUCAUUCUUCUCCUAAAACCAAAUCGAAUCCAGAGAAAGGAAAAAUGAAAGAAUUGGGACUUCCAGGAUCUGGGGUAUUUAUACCUGAAGCACAAUUUAAUGUAGCCGAAAGGGCCCAAUCUGCGACCGCUAUGGCGACUUCUCUUUUGAUGUCGAUUUUCCCUCGAAGUGUCAUUGCUAAUAGCAACUUGAGAGGUGGAAAAUCUAAGACAAAGAAUUCUACUGUCCAGCAUAGCGCUCUUGAUUCUGACAAAAUAACGGCGAUACAUGAUGCUGUAAAAAAACGUUUUAAGCAUAGGUACAAUGAGAGUGAAGUAAACCGUGCGAUAAACGUUAAGUGUAGUAGAGUCAGAAGUGAGGAGAAAGAAGCAAAGGCUCAAGAAGGAGUUAAAAAACCAAAACUAGAUGGAAAAUCCGACGUCAAGCCGUAGUGCUUGAAGUCUUACGUCA